AUGGCUCCAGCAGUCCCCCGAUUACGCAUUCUGUCAGUGGGCGGUAAUGCCGUAUCGGCCUUUUUGUCAUGGCGACUGCAAGCAACAAAUGCCUGCGACGUCACCCUCGUAUGGAAGUCGGGAUACGAGAGCGUUGCCCAGUACGGCAUAUCAUUCAAAUCCGCACUUUACGGCAACGAGCGAUUCAAGCCCCAUGCUGUCGUCCGCACCCCCGAAGAUGCCGCCCAUUCUUCCAAGCAGCCUUUUGACUACGUCCUCCUUUGCGUAAAGGCCCUGCCUGAUGUAUACGAUAUCGCCAACAUCAUCGAGUCGGUCGUCUCUCCUCAGCAUACGUGCAUCCUUAUGAACACUACACACAGUCUUGGCGUGGAAUCAUAUCUCGAGCAGCGUUUCCCCACAAACGUAGUGCUUUCAUUGGUAUCUGGAGCAGAAAUUUCCCAGCUCGGAGCUAGCGAAUUUGAACACAAAGGCGCGACCGAUAUCUGGGUUGGUCCUGCCAACAAGAACGCCAAUAUUCCGCCGCAGAUCCAGUCAGACAUGGCUGAGGCCCUGGCCAUGACGUUGAGCUCCGGACAGGUCGACUGCAAAGUCUCCUCCAACAUACGACAACAGCAGUACGAGCGAAUGAUAGGUCCAAUCGCUUUCCACCCUGCCAGUGUCAUGUUCGAAACACCCAACCACGCUGAACUGAUGGAGAAAGUCGGCGUACGCGCCAUCGUCACCGGAGUGCUCGACGAAAUGCUCGCGCUCGCAAAAGCCUCAGACUGCACAUUUCCCGCCGACUUCCGGGAAACAACGCUUCAAGAGUUCACCCGUCCGCAAGAAAACAACAGCACAAUGUGGAUGGACUUUGAGGCGAAGCGACCUAUGGAAAUAGAGACGUAUCUCGGAUCCCCUUUGAAGCUUGCACAAGAAGCCAGUGUCGCCGUGCCUCGGAUCGAGACGUUGUAUGCCGCACUUCAUCACCUCAACAUCGUCAAUCGAACCCGCCCAGCUGCUCCAGCCCUCACUGCACAAUCUCCUCAAAAUGGCAUGCAACCGCCUCCCAGACAGUCUUCAGCGCCAAUGCCUCGUGGACCCCCUGUUCAAGGGCCCAUGAUGAACGGCAACGGGCCCAUGAAAGGCGGCCCUCGCCCGGGCAGCCGUGCUCCUUCCAUCAACGGAGGUCCUCCAAUGAUGCGUCGCGGCCCUCCCCCAGGCCCUAACGGCUAUCCCCCAAGGAUGAACGGAGCUCCUAACGGCCAACGGCGCCCCUCCUUCGAGGAAGGCGGCAAUCUGGAAGAGUUUUCGCAUCUGAUGCUCUACGAUGACAUGGUUCCGGACGGUGCUGUAAACGGUGGUCCUUAUGAGAGCGCCGGAAACUCUUCUAACAACCUGUCACUCCGCGAGAGGGAACUGAUGCUGAGACAGAGAGAACUGCAAAUCAGAGAACAGGAGAUGAACAUGCGACGUGGACCUGGAGGUCCAAUGGGUCCCGGUGGCCCUGGCCCUAUGGGUCCCCCGAUGGGGCCCAUGGGUCGUGGUCGGGGACGACCUCCGCCACCCCCAUCAAUGGGUGGUUUCGAUGACGAUGACGACGAUGGCGAUGACUUCUUUGAUCCCAUGGGAGGUCGCGGAGGCCCGAUGAUCGAUCCUGACAACUUUGACAUGAUGAGCGUAACUUCACGUCGCAAUCGCUCAGCACCCAGUGCUAAGCAGAUUCGUAGCAACCCUGAAGGCGCAAGCUUCGCUCCUGGACCAAACAGAGGAGGACGGAACCCGUUCUCGCGCCCAGGAAUGAAUAAGAAUCGGAGUAGUGCUCGGUUGAUGGCAGAUGUUCCUGGUCUCCACGACUCGAUCAUGAACAACCCCCUCAUGGGUUACUCAUCAGACCGUUACGGACACGUCGAUCGCGGCGCUAUGGGCGCGCAAUCCAGAACUAACUCACUGACAUCCGCUCGUUUAGAUGAGAUUUCAGGUGGCGCAGGCUACGGUGCUUACCCUACGCCAAACAGCCGCCGUAUGAGCCAGUCACCUGGCAACCCUCUCAGCCCGGGCCCGCGACCCAUGGGCCGACCAUCACCGCCAAACGGUUUCAAUGGCAUGCCUCCGAAUGGUAUGCCCCCGAAUGGCAUGCCUCCAAACGGAAUGCCUCCCAACGGGCGGCCAUCGCCCCCUGGUAUGAGACAGCCUGUGCCACGACACCCUCCUGGCCAAGGAAACGCGGUGGCGCCACAACAGGUUGAACAACACGCUGGGGUGAGCAAUCUCUACCCGCCCAAGUCUCGUCCCCAAGUUCGCAGUCUGACUGGAAGCGCUUCAAAUAGUUCCGCUAGCGCAAAAGCUGUAGAUUCGACGGAAAACUCUGCACACAGCAGCCAAAGCAGCCUUGGACCUCGUCCUCCGGUCGCAGUUCAGCAACAGGGAUAA
Messenger RNA from Alternaria atra, 2409 nucleotides. RefSeq lists its product as uncharacterized. Bases 1 to 2409 code for a protein of 802 amino acids. Gene Ontology annotation, molecular function: oxidoreductase activity. Gene Ontology annotation, cellular component: cytoplasm. The record is from RefSeq and is a predicted model, not a curated record. Lineage: Eukaryota; Fungi; Ascomycota; Dothideomycetes; Pleosporales; Pleosporaceae. The transcript is spliced from 5 exons.